ACAUCAACUAGUUUUGCUACCUAUAACACAGUCGCGAACCGAACACGGCUCCGCCAACACAGACGCCGUCGUCCGUCGUCGUCGAUCCAUAGCCUCUUGUCAUGUUAUUAGAUGUAGCUUGAAUCUGAUACACUUUUUUUUUGUUUUCGAUCCGACCAGCAUUUCCCUAUUUUAUUUUUUUUUUGUUUGAACUUUUUCUUUUGUUUUGGUUUUGUUUUAUGUUUUUGUUUGUUUCUUUUUUUUUUUUUUUUUGAAAGGGUUUUUAUUUGACUCUUUCUGCUUGGGGGUUGAUUAGCUUGAUCUAGUUGACACACUUGAAAAUCCUCCUAGCUCUUCUUUUUUGUAGCUCUCGAGAGAUUGAGGAGUGGCAACUGAUUACAGAAGUCCACGUCAACAUCCUACAGGCUAUAUCCUAUAUGUGGAGGCUGCGCGCUGGUUUGGAAGACGAUUCAUCUGAUUGACUGCGAAGAACCAACAAGAGCGAAACAUCUUCUGUCUUUCUUUAACGGAUGUUUCUACGAUGAGGCGCCCCAUGUGGAAGAUUCACUGCAUGACGGUUGUCUUCCUCACCGGAAUCAAUUUUUAUUUGCUCGUCAAACUGCUUCAUUGCGCUGAAAAGGGUAACGAUCACAAUCGAACGAGCCUUGCAGAAUCCUCUUCCAGCGGCAUUUUCGGAUGGUAUCCGGGCCAGCACGGUCACAGCCGUUCUCAAUUGGACGUGCAAGUGAAAGGCAUUUGGAAGACCCUUCAACUGGCGGAGCGCCGGGCGAAGAUACAUCAACAACAACAUCCUCCUGCGGGAGUCAAGAAUCACGUUAGAAGUUCGUGGGGAAAUGAUAAUGACAAAUCCUGGUUAAAAGAGCCGGACGUGAUGUUGGAUAGUUCCACGCUGGAUUUGCAGCUGGGUCGUUGGGACGAUAGUCGUAGGUUCGUCAUUAGGGAUUUCGCCGUGACUGGACAUCAGUUCCACAGUACGGCCGUGAGCCACAACGUUUGUUUGGCGACACAGUCGUCCCUUGACCGACUACAUUGGCUGGGCGAGUCGGCAGAUCAUUGGAGAGGUGCCAUUUCGUUUGCUAUUUACUUGGACGACGAAGAGGUCAGCAUUUUCAACAAAGUAUUAACACACAUGCGACGGUGUCAUCCCGAUCUGCUGGCCAACAUCGCAUUUCACGUCAUUUCAUCUCCUGGCCAAUCUACGGCCCUUCCGGCCGCCUUUUCCGCUACUCUAUCUUCAUCUUCCGGCAGCAAAUUCUGGACGGAAACGGAAGAUGGUGAAGAUAGCAGUUUCGGUUCAACAGCCAACUGUACCGGUCCAGCGGAGGCUCUCACCUGGUUGCUGAAAGAACGGCCGUCUCUCAGCGCCAAGUGGGAAUCUGGCCGUCCGUACCCGCAGAACUUGAUGCGUAACGUGGCCCGCAAAGGCUGUCCCAGCACUUAUGUUCUGCUCCUGGACGUCGACGUCAUCCCAUCGUACAACAUGGCCGAGUCGUUGGUUGAGUUCCUUGACCGGCCGACAGUGGCCGCUCACUGCCCAAAGUGCGCGUUUGUCGUCCCGACUUACGAGCUGGACUAUUCGGCCGAUUUCCCUCAGAACAAGUCGCAACUCCUGGCGUUGGAGACGCAGGGCCGUGCUCAACCAUUCCAUCACAAGGCCUUCCGCUACAACCAGUUUGCCAGCAAUCUGACGAGAUGGCGCCAGACUUCUGAAACGGACCAAGUGGUUGUGAGCCACAACGUAACCAACUACGAAUUCUUUUACGAGCCAUUCUACAUCGCCCGAGACGAAGCUCCGCCUCACGACGAACGCUUUUUAGGGUACGGCUUUACGAGAAAUACUCAGGUGUAUGAAAUGGCGUUAUCUGGUUGGAGCUUUCACGUGCUCAGUCCCAUUUUCACUAUCCAUUGGGGCAUGCAAAUGAAACAGCGACGGCCGGCGUGGAGGAAAAAUCAAAUGGAUCGCAAUCGAAGGCUGUUCGACGUCAUCCAUCACGAGCUGAAAGCCAAAUACGGUUUGCUUAACAAGAGCCCAGUCCGAUGGCAUCCGAAACCUGGAGCCUCAAGCGGCAGCGGUCGAUUAAACAGCGAUGUCAAGCACCAGCAUCCGCUAUUCGCCGCGGCUAAAUCAGCCGCACGCACUUCCAUCUGAUUACGACAAAAUACUCGACGAUAAAGGUGUGUGUAAAGCUGCUGCCGUUUUUAUUCUAACCCCGCCUAUUGUUCUGAUUCAAACCUCAUAAUCAAUAACAUUUCCAAACUCAACUUGACCUCAUCCAUCCAAUUUCUUGCUCUCGUCCCAACCAAGUGAAAUGCUAUUAUCUAUUAACACUUCGUUUUUUGUCAAAGUCCUUAUGCGAGCAACGAGGCACGAAGCAUUGUGGGCGUUUUUAGUUUCCUUUCCUGUACAUUGUCAUGAUCAAAAGAAUUUUUUCAUUUAAACUGCAACUUCGUCGUUUCGAUGGCCAUUUUCAACCGAAGUUUUCUGCUAGAUCUUGCAACAAAAUUCUAGCUAAAAACAAAAGUCAUAUUCCCUUUGUCUCAAAAAAUUUUUUUUUUUUUAAAAGGAAGGUCAUCCAAUUAUUUCUGUGUUGCUUGGACAGCGAGACGUGCGUCAGUGACUCCAGUCGAAUGUCAUUUAAAAAAAAAAAAAACGAAUAUCUCUCCAGAAAAACUAAGGGUCUUUUCAUUUUUUUUUUUUUUUUUGACUAUUUUUCUUUCUACUUAACAUAACAAUGGAUAAAAUGUAAGAAAACAUUAACAAGCAACGGUAAUUCUUUACUAUAUUUCAUACGAUUUGACUCAAUUUGAUUAAACGUUGAUAUUAUAUAGUGCAAAACAAAUCGAUCCACCGACAGAUCGCCAGGCCAAAUUGAAAUAAUUACAAACUUUUCGUGUCAUCCGACAAAAUUUCAUUAACCUAAGAUAUAAAAUAUCUUUUAACUGAAUUGUCUCCUGUGUACGUGUAUCCUUUGUAAUCCAUUCAUGUUUUUACAACUCUAUGACUGCACAAUGAGAAAUAAGCAAAUUGCCAUGUCUAUGCGA
Molecule: messenger RNA, 3042 nt
Organism: Daphnia carinata
Lineage: Eukaryota; Metazoa; Arthropoda; Branchiopoda; Diplostraca; Daphniidae
Product: beta-1,4-glucuronyltransferase 1-like
Exons: 5
Coding region: 521-2149 (542 amino acids)
Molecular function (GO): glucuronosyltransferase activity
Source: RefSeq, a predicted model, not a curated record